Messenger RNA from Beta vulgaris subsp. vulgaris (sugar beet), 1270 nucleotides. RefSeq names its product single-stranded DNA-binding protein WHY1, chloroplastic. Gene Ontology annotation, biological process: regulation of DNA-templated transcription; defense response. The record is from RefSeq and is a predicted model, not a curated record. Gene Ontology annotation, molecular function: single-stranded DNA binding. Lineage: Eukaryota; Viridiplantae; Streptophyta; Magnoliopsida; Caryophyllales; Amaranthaceae. The coding region runs from base 106 to 1017 and encodes 303 amino acids. The transcript is spliced from 8 exons.
ACUCCUAUAGUUUAGGACAAACUCCUUGAAUUGUUUGGAGUAAUUAAGUCCUGGAGUAGUAGAUUGAAGAAAGACGAGGGAAAGCCAAAAGCAAAAACAAAAAAAAUGGUGCAGCAACUCCUAUCUUCUCCUUCCAACUUCUCCAUCAAAACCCAACUCCCAAGCCAUGGACCAACUUCUCUCCCCUACCAUUCUCUCUCCUCCCGUAAUUCCUUCAUCACUAGUACUAACCAUUUUAAGCUUACCAAAAACUGGGUAUCUCAUAUAUCUUCUUCCAAGCUCUUGUUUUCUGUAAAAUGUCGCCAAUCCUCAGAAUAUUUUGAACAAUCUACUCCUAGAUUUUCUCCUUCUUACUCACCAAAUCCUCCAACUUCUUCUCCAGGUGGUAUGCCUAGGGUUUUUGUUGGCCAUUCCAUAUAUAAAGGGAAAGCUGCUCUUACUGUGGAACCGAAAGCUCCGGAGUUUGUGCCGUUAGAUUCAGGUGCAUUUAAAAUUUCAAGGGAAGGUUACAUUUUGCUUCAGUUUGCUCCCGCUGCUGGUGUUCGUCAAUAUGAUUGGAGCAGAAAGCAGGUGUUUUCUCUUUCAGUGUCUGAAAUUGGAAGUCUGGUGAGCCUUGGUGCUAAAGAUUCAUGUGAAUUUUUUCAUGAUCCAAACAAAGGGAAAAGCGAUGAAGGAAAAGUAAGGAAGGUAUUGAAAGUAGAACCCCUUCCAGAUGGCUCUGGCUACUUCUUUAACCUAAUUUCCAUGAAUUUUGAAUGUCCAUGUUUGCUUCUGAAGUAUCAUUUUCACCUGUCGAGAAUUACAGAUCAAGGUGUUCAAAACAAGCUUCUGAACUUGGACGAGAACGUCUAUAUACCCAUCUCUAAAGCAGAGUUUGCAGUUCUUCUGUCAGCAUUCAACUUCAUUUUGCCAUACCUUAUAGGUUGGUAUGCCUUUGCUGAUUCCAUAAAACCAGAGGACAGUAAUCGUGCCAACAGCUCGAACACAAGAACGGUAGAUCAUGAAUGGAGUAGAUAGUUUGCCAUAUGAAAGAAUGGAACUUAGCUUCGGUGAUGUAGUUUUAAAUGAUUUUUUGUGUUAUCAGAAAGAUUUGUAGUAAUGUUGCAGGUCUCAUGGUUUGUUUUAUUUACAUUAAUUGAUGUGUUUGUAAUCCUGUUUCUUAAUCUCGUUGAAGAUUAGGAAGUUUUGUGGGGGAGGUCUCAAAUACUCAAUGUUUACGAUUAAGAAUGGUGGAAGAUGACAGACUAAUAGUAGUAUUUUGUUCUUCAUA